AUGAGACCGAAUGAGUUAUUAAAAAGUUUUGUAUUUAAAUUUGGAACGUUCGGGGUGCGCGCGCGAGUUUCGGCGGAGCGGGCGCAGUGUGGGUCGGGCGGGCGUCGGGAUCGCCGGUCCUGCUGCGGGGCAGGAGUGUGCGGGCGCGGCGUGUCACGCGAGCGGUCGACGGGACACUGCGUUCACGUGCUCCGCCGCACGGCGACCGCGGGGAAAGCGAUUUUCACGCGGGAAACGCGA
Brenthis ino (lesser marbled fritillary) is the source of this 240-nucleotide messenger RNA. NCBI's taxonomy places the organism in Eukaryota, Metazoa, Arthropoda, Insecta, Lepidoptera, Nymphalidae. The record is from the annotation of a GenBank genome assembly.